AUGGAAGUGGUGGCCGCUCUCGGUGCCUGGGCCUUGGGCAAGUUCAACACCUCUUUGCCAUGGAUCAACGAUUCCAUUGCCCACCAUCCAGCUCGCAUAAGCGUGGAUCUGGGCCCGAAGCUUUCAAAUGGCGCACAAAUUUUCUUUCCCAGUACCCCAGGAUUCGAAGCGGCUACGGCCCGGAAUUCGCAGUAUAGCGUCCCCAAUGUCACGGUGGUCGUGCAAGUCGCGCAGGAAGAAGAUGUGGCUGAAACGGUCAGGUAUGCCAAUGCCAAUGACAUCCCCUUUUUGGCUGUGAACAGUGGCCACGGCGCCCUGGCUAGCUUGGGAGGUGUACAGCAUGGUAUCGAGAUCUGGCUGGACAAGCUGGACUCGAUUUCCAUCGCCGAUGAUGGUAGCACGGCUACCUUUGGAGGAGGCGUGAAAUCAGGAAUGGUCAUUGAUACGCUGUGGGAAGUCGGGAAGCAGACCGUAACGGGUAGCUGCGAAUGUGUUAGCCUCCUGGGACCGGGACUAGGUGGUGGCCAUGGCUUCUUACAGGGCAGAUAUGGCCUCGUUUCAGACCAGUUUGUCUCGAUGCGAGUGGUGACUGCCGAUGGCAUUAUUCGCACCGUCUCGUCCUCUGGUCCACAUGCGGAUCUGUGGUGGGCUAUGCAAGGUGCUGGCCACAAUUUCGGGAUCGUGACUUCUGUCACCUCUAAAAUUCACGAUGUGUCUUAUGAGGGACUGUGGUCGUAUGAAAGCUAUGUCUUCACCCAUGACAAGGUUGAGAAUCUCUAUGAUCGUAUCAAUCGAUACUCUAUCGACGGCGUCCAGCUGAUAGAUCUCAUCAACUACUCGUUCUUCUUUCGCAGUCCAGAUAUGGAUCCGGAGAAUCCCGUCAUCGCCCUCUUCCUUUUCCAGCAGGGCAAAUCUGCCGUUGAGUCCGUAUAUACAAAGCCAUUGAGAGAUCUCGAUCCUAUUGUGGUCAGCUCCGGAUCAGGAACAUACAAAGAGAUACCAUCAUGGGCAUCCACUUCCAGAGACUCCCCUGCUUGCCAAAAGGCCAAGAUUAGCAGUGUUUGCUUCCCGCUCAAUCUCCGGUCCUACGAUACCCAAGCGCAACGAGCAGCAUUCGAUGCUUUUGCCGCGGGAACAUCCGAUGGUUCAGAGUUUAACAAUUCCGUCUUACUAUUCGAAGGGUACUCCGCGCAAGGCGUGCAGUCCGUGCCCUCUGAGUCCACGGCCUACCCUCACAGAGAGCAUCCGUUGCUCGUCUCGCCGCUUAUUGUGUACUCUGAUCCGGCGCUUGAUGACAAGGCGCGGGAAUUUGGAGAGAGUUUGCGAGAGAUCUUUUUCCGAGCGACGGGUCAGAAGGAACUGCAUGCGUAUAUCAACUAUGCGUCAGGGCACGAGAAUCCGGGGGAUUGGUAUGGGCAUGAAUCGUGGAGAUUGGAGAGGCUGCGAGUGUUGAAGGCAAAGUACGAUCCUCAAGGGAAGUUCCGAUUUUACGGACCUAUUGCUUAG
Aspergillus melleus is the source of this 1506-nucleotide messenger RNA. RefSeq names its product FAD-binding oxidoreductase. Lineage: Eukaryota; Fungi; Ascomycota; Eurotiomycetes; Eurotiales; Aspergillaceae. Bases 1 to 1506 code for a protein of 501 amino acids. The record is from RefSeq and is a predicted model, not a curated record. Gene Ontology annotation, molecular function: oxidoreductase activity; FAD binding. The transcript is spliced from 4 exons.